Molecule: messenger RNA, 2773 nt
Organism: Uranotaenia lowii
Lineage: Eukaryota; Metazoa; Arthropoda; Insecta; Diptera; Culicidae
Product: probable global transcription activator SNF2L1
Exons: 2
Coding region: 196-2445 (749 amino acids)
Biological process (GO): positive regulation of transcription by RNA polymerase II
Cellular component (GO): nucleus
Molecular function (GO): ATP binding; ATP-dependent chromatin remodeler activity; DNA binding
Source: RefSeq, a predicted model, not a curated record
ACCGCUUAAUUUGUUUACUGAAUAGAGUUUAAUUAAAAGAUUCAAAAAUUGUAAUUUGAAAAAUAGUUCAUUAAAAAAAAAAUAAACGGAAUAACCAGCUUUCAAGCUGAACUAAGUUUUUCAUGGUGUUAUAAAUUCAUCUAUGUUCUGCAGGAACACCGUCGCCAUUCCACCACUCCCAGUGAUGUGUUGGAUAUGAGCAAAGCCAGCUCGGAGAACUCCUUGCUGGAAGAUAGCAAUGUCGUCGUAGACAGUGUCGAACUUGCUGCUGUGCAGACUCGCCGACUGGAAUACCUGGAAAGCCAGUUUAGCAACUUUUCCAAGUUCAUUGAACAAAGGAAUCAGCAACGGUCCGAUGAAAAUGCUAAUGUUGUAUCGCCGGAGUCGCAGAGCCGCAGCUCCCAGCGUAAGAGAAAAAUCCCCAAGCGACUGUCGGAUUCGGUACUGCCUCAGGACAAAGAAACUGGUAAUAAGCGAGGAACACAUCAAAGAGAGAGCUCAAAACUACAUGCACAGGAAGUGGUUCAUUUUUCCGAGUCUCCAACUUUUAUAAACGGCACCAUGCGCGAUUACCAGAUUGCCGGCCUGAAUUGGCUUAUCUCCCUAUAUGACAACGGUAUGAACGGAAUUUUAGCCGACGAAAUGGGUUUGGGUAAAACGGUGCAAUCCAUUUCCAUGCUAGGAUUUCUACGUUAUCAUCGCAACAUCAAAGGACCCCAUUUGGUGAUUGUUCCGCUGUCGACGAUUGAAAAUUGGGAGCGUGAGUUUAGGAAAUUUCUACCUGAAGUCAAAGUGCUUCAUGGCCACUGCUACAAGGAUGGCAAGAAGGAUUUCGCACAUCUUUUGAAGGCGCAACGUCGUACUUGGGAUGUGGUCAUAACCAGUUAUCAAUUCUUUGUGACGCAGUCAAGCACAUUUCAAAAGAUUAAUUUUCAUUACGUGAUCGUUGACGAAGCUCAACGGUGCAAAAAUGAAAACACCUUGCUGCCAAAAGCGCUACGCAAUACCCACUUUCGCAGUAUGCUUUUCAUGACGGGAACACCGAUCAACAACAACUUACACGAGUUGUGGGCUAUCUUGAAUCUGUUGUUACCCGAAUUCUUCCGCAAUGCAGAUGAUUUCGAUUCCUGGUUUAAAGUCGAAGAUUGCAUUGACCCGAACAAAGAAGGUGCAGCUCGAUUGAAAAACAUUCUCCAGCCAAUCAUGCUUCGACGUGUUAAGGCCGAUGUCGAACUGUCACUUAAGCCUAAAAUGAAGACGACAAUAAUGAUGCCACAGACCCGUUCGAUGAAGUUCUGGUCAAAGAAAAUCUUAGCAAAAGAUAUUCAGAUUCUCAAGGGCAACGGUGAGUAUACCAAUUGUGCUAUUGCGAAUGUCUAUCCAUUCUUAAGGGAAGCUACCUUACAUCCCUAUUUGAUUCCGGGUGCCGAGACAGAUUCGUCUAUAACCGAUCAAAAUAUAGUAGAUUGUAGUUCAAGGAUGAUCGUACUGAAUAAUCUGCUGCCUAAAUUGAAGCAGCGAGGGUCGAGGGUGUUAAUUUUCUCGCAGUUUGUCAUGAUGCAGGACAUCCUACAUGACUACUUCGUGUGGAAAGGUUAUAAAUUCUUACGUCUUGAUGGUCGCCUUCCACAAAAUGAACGGCAACAACUGAUAGACGAUUUCAACGCCCCAAAUUCGGAAUUCUUUAUUUGUAUGCUGACUACACGUGCUGGCGGCGUAGGGUUGAAUUUGCAAUCAGCUGAUACGGUUAUAUUCUUCGACAUAGACCCAAACCCACAGCAAGAUUUCCAGGCAGAAGAUAGAGCUCAUCGCAUCGGUCAGCUCAAACAGGUUCACGUGAUCCGGUUCUGUGUAUUGGGUACCGUCGACGAGUAUUUGUACGAAGUAUCCAACCGUAAAACAGCUCUUGACAAGGCAAUUAUCAAAAAAAGUUUGGGUGAAGCCGAGCAGUUGACCUUCGUACGCCGUUUCUCUAAGGAAUUAGACGAUGCUUUCAGUCUUGAUAUUGAUGCUGUGGAUAAACAAAUAGAUGAGCUUUUUGAGGCGAUCGACCGAGGAGAACGUUCUGCAGAAAAAAAGACUCUCUUCCAGGACCUCGUCAUAAAAUCGCGCACAAAGCGUUCUCGAUCAGAAGAGCGAGAACUUGAAGAGAUAAAAAUCAAUGAAUAUCACGAUAAAACGGAAGAUCCGGUUAUCGAUCUGAACAGUUCUGGAUAUACGUUCCGGCCAAGAAGAGCGAAAAAAGCUCGCUAUACUUUGCCGGCUUAUUUUGGCAGUGAAUGUUCUGAUAAAGAUGAUGUUCGCGUAAACGAUAGGAGCAGUCCAGAUUAUGAGCCUGAACCCGAAUCUGAGCCGGAGCCUGAAGAACCCAAACGCAAAAAACCCAAAAAAGCCGCCCGUCAUACUGUGGGGCCCGAUUUUAAGCAAGUCAAAGAUGUUUGUUAAUUCUAGUUCUCUGUUAUUUUUACAAGACUGCCUACGUUUGAAUGAUGAAAGUGUCUGAAAAACAUUUCCAAUUCCUGGUCAAUGUAUCACUUGUUGAUGGUUUUGUGUGAGUCGAGACGCUCGACUUACAUUUAAGACUUAAGCUUAUUUCUGGUGUAAACGUUACCAAUAACGCCAAUAACAAUACUCAUGAUUGGGAGAUUACAUAUUACCGAAUAUUUACCUCUGUACUAUUAUUACCUUACUGUGUUCCGAGUACAAACGUUAUCGUUCCUUUUUACAAACUCUGUAGUAUUAAAAAAUGUGUUUUAAUAAAAGUGCGUUACAG